AGGGUAAUGAAAUUUCGGCCUAGGACAAAACAACAAAACUACACAUCCCAGAAACACUAAACUUGGCAGCACAAGCCGUCAUCCAUGCCUCUACGUUCAUACAACAAAAAGAAAACAAAAAUAAAGUCCUAAUUAGAAGGAGAGGAAGAAUUGUUUUUAUCCGAUUGCUGCCAGUUAGAAGGCUAAGCUCUGCCUUCUUGGUCUCCUAGCAACCCACUCAGCCCAGGGGACAGCCAGAAGUUCGAAAACAUGCAAAUGUGAGUAGAUCAAUAGGUACUGCUCCGGUGGGAAGGUAACGGCGCUCCAUGCAGUCAUGCCACAUGACCUUGGAGAUGUCUACGGACAACGCCAGCUCUUCAGAAAUGGAGAUGAGCACCAACCCCCAGAGUCAGACAGGACUGGACUUAAUGUCAGGGGAAAACCUUUACCCUUUACCUUAACUACCACCAAUUCCUCAAUACUUUAUUUCCCAUACCACCAUACUUCGCCACAGCAACGCGUGGCCGGGCACAGCUAGUGUUUUAUAGUUUCUUUAUUGAUGGCUCUGCUUCAGGUAUUCUUAAACUCACAGCAACCCAGUGAUUCCGGCAAUGAAAGCCUUUGACAACACAGGGAUUUACAUGUUUUUUUUGGGGGGGGAGGGGGGAUUCAAAUGAUUUCUAGCACAAUAAGCUGUAUACAUUUGGGGCGGAAGGCAUACUGCAUGACAGGCAAGUAAAUAGAAAUGGGCAGCUUUUUUCCAAAAGGUACCAAAUCCAUCUGAAUAAAUUUUACAGGAAUCGAGGGGGAGGAAAAUAUGCUGGGUAUAUGCAUUCUUUUGCUAUGAAAUACAAUUUUCUAAGCCCUGUACCAAAGUGAUUGGAUACAUUUGGAUAGAUUUGAUCUGCGCAUAAUGCUGUAUUCUACUCUUAGCUGGCAAUGGGCUGCCUUUGGAAAUGAAAACAGCCACAAAUGACACGCCGCCAAGAUGCUUCGUUUCCAGAAUUUCCAGAAUUCGGUUUCGAAACCUAUUGCUAGAGGCGCGCCCACUGCCCACGGAUACUUCCCUGACUGAUUUGCGUAUUUUGCAAUGCUAUUUAUUAGGAAUACUCACUUUAGCUUUACAAUGUUAUGAUUUUAACCAAUGUAUACCUGGGCAGCGCCAGGGACUUAAGCUAGUUGAGUACUAAAGUUGGAGGUGUCCAUGCCAUUAUCCAUCCCAUUUUCUCUGGAGCAACAUACUGCAUAAUAUUUGCUUACAUUUAUAUGUUGUAUCACUUGAGCUGCCACCUACAAUUGAGCAAACUAACUUGUGCAACUUAAUAUUGUAAUAAAUUGCCAAACUCCUCUCUCUGGUUCAUGCCUCCUGCCUGAAUAUAUUUUCACUCUGGCUUCAUUGGGGAAAGACACAGCCCUUUUCUUUCCCCUUCUUGUGAAUGGCUUGCCUUGCUUUCGAUAUGAACAGUGUUUGUUUGUUUUCUCCCUUUUGCAGAGCCACUCAAUAUUCAUGCAUGCUGCUUAGCUAUUUGUUAGAACAAAAGCCUCGCCAAGAGCAAGUGGUCGUGAAGCUCAAGCGCCUGGAGUCUAACGUGAGCUCAGGCCGCAAGUAUCAUCCCACUUGGUUUCCAUUCUGAUGGUUCAUGAUGGCAGCCAAAAACAAGAAAGUCAUGCAGAAUGGAAACCCCAAGGAAAAUAAUGCAUUUCAAAGGAUCUUGCACCUCCCAGUGGUGAACUCUGCUUGCAACAGCCUUCAGAAGACAUAUGCCACUACCAAAGAAGCUCACCCACUGGUGGGAUCACUAUGCGCGGCCUAUGAACGAAGCCUCCAGAGUGCCAGCUCUCUGGCUGCAUGGAGUGUGAGGCCUGUGGUAUGGAAGCUAGAACCCCACUUUGCAGCGGCAAAUACUUUGGCUUGUCAAGGUCUGGAUCACUUGGAGCAGACGAUUCCUGCCCUCCAGAAGCCUGUGGAGGAAGUCACUUCUGCACUAAAGGAGUCCAUCAUAAUUCAAGUUCACACUGUUGUGGACAUCUUGAAGAAAGCCAUGGGCCUGGCCACUGAAAGCUAUGAGUGGCCAAAGAACAGUGUGAAGGCCCCAAUGGUAUAUGCAAGGAGCAGCCGUGUGAGUCACAUAGUCGAAGCUGGAGGAAAAGGAAUAACUGGAAAACGGGAGAAGCUGGUGGAUGUCUUUCCAAAAGAAGAAAACCCAUCAGCUUAUGUGCCUCCAAGGACAUCUGUGUCAAAGGAGAUCUCUCCCACCACUGCUUUUCGGAAAGUAACAACCCUCGCUACUUCCAUUUCCCAGCAUGUCUACAAACAGACAGUCCAAGUGAUCCAACUUGUGAAAGCCAAAGGAGAAGAACUGGCUGUAUGGAUCCCAGCUCUGACAUCAAAGAGAGCUGACCUACAGGGUAUGCUGGGACGUCUGGCUCACAACCUGCAUACAGCGUAUCUCUCCAGCAUCUUGCUUGUAAAGAAUGCCCCCUUCAUUGCCUGGAGCACAGCUGGCCAGCUUCUCCAUGUCUCAACACACAAGGCUGUGUCUGAGGCAGGCGCAAAAGCGGGCAUCUUGCAGGGGAUUGCAAGCAAGCUCCUGGGAACCAUCAUCCACUAUAUACCUUUACCAGAAGUUUUGGAGUCGGAAGAGGAAGCUGCAACUGGAGAUCAGACUGAGUCAAUUUUGGAAGAUGAAGAUGUUCGACUGAUCAUUGCUCGCCAGCUACAAGACCGGAGACGAUCCAGCAGAGGUCACUAUCCCAUUCCCUUCCUCAACCUGGAUGAUCCCCUCCCUCCUCAGCAAGCCCCCUCCCAACGCCAACGAGGCCCAGUCUCCGAAGCAGAGCAUUUUGGAUCCCGCAAAUCUGCUGGCACUCGGAGAUGGAGCGAAGGCCUGUUCCGGCCCCCACCAGAAGCGAUAUUCACCAGGGCUCAUAGCAUUGCCCUGAAGAAAGACUGAGCCAACAAAGACAACAAACCCACCACUUCAUCUACUACUUUGGGUCAAAGGAGACAUGAA
Anolis carolinensis (green anole) is the source of this 2993-nucleotide messenger RNA. RefSeq names its product peroxisomal biogenesis factor 11 alpha (gene pex11a). The coding region runs from base 1620 to 2933 and encodes 437 amino acids. The record is from RefSeq and is a predicted model, not a curated record. NCBI's taxonomy places the organism in Eukaryota, Metazoa, Chordata, Lepidosauria, Squamata, Anolidae. The transcript is spliced from 8 exons. Gene Ontology annotation, cellular component: lipid droplet; peroxisomal membrane. Gene Ontology annotation, biological process: peroxisome fission; lipid metabolic process.